Molecule: messenger RNA, 852 nt
Organism: Clavispora lusitaniae ATCC 42720
Lineage: Eukaryota; Fungi; Ascomycota; Pichiomycetes; Serinales; Metschnikowiaceae
Source: RefSeq, a predicted model, not a curated record
AUGUUCUGGAUCACAGGAGCAAUGCGCUUGGCCGCAAUAUCCAACAAUUGUUGCUGGGUCAAAAACAUGCCUGCUCCCAAAUCAAUGCGUUUGUUAGGAUCAUCCAAGCUUUUGGACACAGAACCAAUAGCUGUGGCAUUCAAAGCUUGGUAUCUGUUCAACAAAUUGGGCUUGUCCUGCAAGCUGUCCAACACUGCCUGGUUGGGAUUCUCAACCGGCUCGUAUUUGGCUCCAGGCUGUGUAACAAGCUCAAUGGGGUUCUCUUUGACCUGUUUCUCAAUUUCGUCAUCACCUUCCAAUUUUUCAGAAUCCUCGAUUGGCUUCUCAGACUCAUGGUCGGCAACCUCUUUGGAAUCCUGUUCAGCAGGUUUGGAAUCGUCAGCAGGUUCAGAGUCCUCGGCGUCAAGAGGUUUUGAGUCGUCAACAAUGGCUUCAGCUGGUGCUUCAGGCUCAAUCUCCUUUGUCUCUGUGACUUCCGAUGUGCCUUCGGCUGGUUUCUCUUCAUCUUUUACCUCAUUCUCAACAGCUGCGUCACUUCCUUCGACCUUUCCAGCCUCAGCAUUCUCAGGCUCAGCAUCAGCAAGUGCUUCCUUCUUAACAUCGGCCAAUGGCUUCUCAGACUCAGCGUCAUCUAAAGGCUUUUCAGAUUCAGUGUCUGCUUCCGCUGUUUCUUUAUCAUCAUGUUCCUUUGCUUCAACUUCGUUUUCAUCCUCUCCAUUUUCUGCUGCCUCGGCUUCUUCCUUUUCCUUGUUUUCCUUUUCCUUUUCCUUUCUCUCCUUCUCUUCCUUUUCUUUCUGCGCAGCUUCCUUCUCAGCUAGCUUCUUCCUCUCUUCUUCUUGCAAAACCUGGUGA